Messenger RNA from Heteronotia binoei (common prickly gecko), 1390 nucleotides. RefSeq names its product ATP synthase peripheral stalk subunit d (gene ATP5PD). Gene Ontology annotation, molecular function: proton transmembrane transporter activity. The record is from RefSeq and is a predicted model, not a curated record. Lineage: Eukaryota; Metazoa; Chordata; Lepidosauria; Squamata; Gekkonidae. Gene Ontology annotation, biological process: proton motive force-driven ATP synthesis. The coding region runs from base 712 to 1317 and encodes 201 amino acids. The transcript is spliced from 7 exons.
CCAUUUCGAGCCUCCGCCGCCUCCCGGCAGAACUUUCUCGGGCGCGGAAGGUUCCGGACAAGCGGGAGCUGCAGCCGUGCGAGGACUAGGCGGCCCGGGGAGCGGGAGUGGGCUAGGCGUGCGGCCCCGCGGCGGCCCUUCCCCUGUCGCCAACUCCGCCAUUUCCGACUGCGGGUUCUCCCUAGGCGAAGGAUGGGCGGGCAGCAGCCGCUCUAAUUCAACGGCCAGGACGGAGAAACCGGAGCUGUGCCCAACAGGCCUCAGCAGCCAUCUUCCUACCCUCCGCUGACAGAGAGAGCCGGACUUCCGGGAUGAGAAGUCACUUCCGGGUCAUCGUUCUACUCUCCGCUCACAGAGAGAGCCGGACUUCCGGGACGAGACGUCACUUCCGGGUCACAAACAGAAUUUCUCCCCCCCCAAUAGAACAAAGAAGAAAAAAGAAAUUUGGCGGGGCAUAGAGCCAGAGAGCCCUACAGAAGGAACUUCCGGUAAAAACAGGAAACCGCGAUGGGCCGUCAUUUUCUAGCGGUGCAGUGUCGCUCUAGGCUGUAGCAUCUCUAUGGUGAAUGUGUUCGGCGCGGGCGCGAAUCGCAUAAAAAUAGUUCACAUCUAGCCCGAAAAGGCUCAUCAAGUGCGGAAGGGGCGACUGCAGUUUGUUUUUGCGAUAGUCGGGCCUUUAAAGAAAACAGCCUAUGGGCUUCUUCUACGUUUAUGGUUUUGCAGAGGGUUGUUUCCGGGAAUUUUUGUUCUGAUUGGUCGCUCUCAAGCUCGAUUUCCGGAAGGACGUUUCCGGUGAGAGUAAGAAGUAAAGGGUUGCUGAAGAGCACAACAAUGGCUGGCCGCAGAGCUGCUUUGAAAGCAAUAGAUUGGGUGGCAUUUGCUGAACGAGUGCCUCCCAAUCAGAAAACCAUGUUCAAUGCCCUGAAAACACGCAGUGAUGCACUCUCAGCCAAGCUUGCUUCUUUGCCAGAGUCUCCCCCAGACAUUGACUGGGCUUUUUACAAAAGGGUAGUUGCCAAACCUGGCAUGGUGGAUGAAUUUGAGAAGAAGUACAAGGCAUUCAAAGUUCCUGAGCCUGUGGAUAAUGAGACAGUUAAGAUAGAAACCCAAGAACAAGAGGCUAACAAGAGUGCUGCUUCCUAUAUACAAGCCUCAAAAGCCCGUGUUGACCAGUUCGAGAAGGAGCUCCAAAAGCUUAAAAGCAUGAUUCCUUUUGAGGAGAUGACAUAUGACGAUUACUACGAGGCAUUUCCUGAAACGAAACCAGAUAAAGAAAAAUAUCCAUAUUGGCCAUACAGGCCUAUUGCAGAGUGGUGAAUCCUCUGAGCCUGGAAGCACUUUGUGAUGGCAGUUCAUUCUAGAAUCUGUUAAAUAAAGUAAUUGUACUAUA